AUGGCGGACGCUACCAGCAACACGAAUAGUGUGUGUAAAAAGUGUAAAUCUAAAGUUGUUAAUGGUUCAAAAUGUGCUAAAUGUGAAACUUAUUACCACGCAAGUUGUGCUCGCAGAGGUAAUGUGAAAACUAUCGAUGAUAAUGUAAUGGUUUGUUGUGAGAAUGCAAUUGAUGAUGAUCAUACCGCAUUCUUCGAUGCCAUAGAGAGCCUCUGAGAUGCCAAUACAAGAAUCGAUGUGAGUUUAUUCACAUACAUUAUUAAACAAACGCACAUGAUCAUAUCCGAAUUACAACAAAAAGUUAGAAUCCUGAUGAAUCAAGUGGAAAUUAUAAAUAAAACGGAACACCCACCUAAAAAAAACAAACAAAAACAUACAGCAUAUACCCACAACCCGCAAAAAUAUGGAAGAUCGCAAAAAGUUAGAGGUCAGGCAGGUGGAACAAAAAGAACAAUAACAACCAGCUACAAAAAUAGGAAAUAAUAACAAUGUGUCAAACCAAGGAAUGCCGUCUAGUGGUAUCUCUAAACAAACGGUGUCAGCUGCAAUACUACAAUCUCAAACUAAGAAAAAGUGACUUAUAUUGACAUUGACGAUGACCACCAAAAAAUGAAGAUAAUGAGGAAUGGUAAUAUGCUACACACAGAAGACGGAGACGCGAUUUAGUAGUCGGAAAUAAUAGGAAAGGACCCAUAAAAGGCGUACCAAAAUAUGUAGAUCUUCAUGUUUAUCGAAUUGAUCCAGCUACAACUGAAGCGCAGAUGGUGAACCAGUUAAAGAAAACAUUGCCGGGAGUGAAAUGUGAAGCCUUGCCCUCCAAAUAUCCAGAGCAAUAUUCGUCUUUUAAGAUAUGUCUUUUGUUUAAUAAUUUUCGAGUCGCAAUGUUACCAGAUGUAUGCCUGAAGGUUUAUACAGACUGACAAAGGACAAGCCCGAAACAGCUUAGGUUUUUCCCCACAUCUGUUAUUAAUUAAUGUUAACACGAUCAAUUUAG
Molecule: messenger RNA, 994 nt
Organism: Acanthoscelides obtectus
Lineage: Eukaryota; Metazoa; Arthropoda; Insecta; Coleoptera; Chrysomelidae
Source: the annotation of a GenBank genome assembly